UUCUGAUCAUAAUGUUGAUUUUUUAUAGACAUUUGUGACAGUAAUUUAAUCUUAUUUAAUGAUAUUUAUCUGCAGGUCCUGAGCGUGUUGGCAGCACCUCAAGAUGACCAGGGGUAUAUAUUUCAAGAUACUGAAUCCUAUGAUUCUUCGAACGCAAAUUCGGAUUCAUAUUUAGAUAUAUCCUCCAGCUCUAAUAACAACAAACAGUACCAACGCACAGAGCAACAAUCUCAUGCCGAUUCGCAGGCGUACAGCAAUGCGCGGAGUCAGUACGGCAACUACGUGCCAUGGUCGUACCCUGGACCUGUAAACGGUCGUCCGGUACAAGCGCCAUGGGACGGCAGGGGUGUCCCUCCGGUAUACCCCAUGAUACCCAUGAUCAAGGAGAUAUACGAUUAUAUGCCAUACCCGCAGUACCCGCCCAUAGCGCCGGUACAGCCCUACCCCACAUCGCCACUCAUCAGGCCAGUGCCAAGAAGUGGGGCAUCAGCGUAUGGUCAGGCUGGCAGCGGAUAUAAUCCAGCAGGUCCUUACUCUACGGCACAAACUGGAGCCAACGCAUAUACUCAAGGCCAACCUUCGCCACUUCUGCGUCAAGGAAGACCGGUACAACCCCUCUACCCGCCGUACUACCCCAGACCGUACAUACCCGUUAUUGGACCUAAGGGAUGGCCAGCACAACCCCAUAAGGGUUCUGGUAGCAGAGCGGUCACCAGUAGUUAUGUAUCAGAUGCCAAUUCUGCAGCGUCAGCCUCAUCUAACGUUAUCUCCUCAUCUUCCACUAACACCGGUCCCCAAGGGACUUCAAGCAGUUCAUUAACGUCGUCUUCGAGUGCCUCGAACAGCAACUCAAACAGCUACUCUUCUAUAUCUACCGGAUACACCGAAAUUGAAGAUAACGACACUCAAAACAAUUCGCCUACCGGCAACCCAAGUGGAGGACCUAGCCCAGGAGGAAGCCCAAGCCCCGGCGGAAACCCAGGAGGAAGCCCAAGCCCUGGCGGAAACCCAGGAGGAAGCCCGAGCCCAGGUGGAAGCCCAAGCCCUGGUGGAAACCCAGAAGGAAGCCCUAGCCCUAGCGGAAACCCAGGAGGAAGCCCGAGCCCAGGUGGAAGCCCAAGCCCAGGAGGAAGCCCAAGCCCAGGAGGAAGCCCAAGCCCAGGUGGUAGCCCAAGCCCCGGUGGAAACCCAGGAGGAAGCCCAAGCCCAGGAGGAAGCCCAAGCCCAGGUGGCAGCCCGAGCCCAGGUGGGUACCCAGGAGGACAACCCCGCCCAGGCAAGAAACCAAAGCGAGGAAAGAAAACUAAAUACACAAAACAUAAGAGUAAAUCCUCCGCCUUAGCCGAAGCUGAGGCUUCAGAGGAAUCAAGCACUGAGUACACAACGACAACAAACACCGAAGAAAUCGGAACAAUAACAUCUACUAGUACUACAGGCAGGACUUCUAAAAGGAGUCACAGUAAAAGUAAAGCUUCAACAUCCAGUGAAGUGGAAACAGAAACAUACGAAAUAGGAUGUGAUGAUGACACACCAGACGGUGAUGGUAACCCAAGCCAAGGCGGUAGCCCAAGCCCCGGUGGAAACCCAGGUGGUAGCCCAACCCCAGGAGGAAGCCCAAGCCCAGGUGGAAACCCAGGAGGAAGCCCAAGCCCCGGUGGAAACCCAGGUGGUAGCCCAACCCCAGGAGGAAGCCCAAGCCCCGGUGGAAACCCAGGAGUAAGCCCAAGCCCAGGUGGAAACCCAGGAGGAAGCCCAAGCCCAGGUGGUAGCCCAAGCCCAGGAGGACAGCCCAGCCCAGGAAAAAAACCUAAGCGAGGAAAGAAAACUGGUACAUACACAAAAUCAAAGACACGGUCUUCUGCUAAAGCAGAGGCGGAGGCCUCAGCAGAAUCAAGCACUGAUUAUACGACUACAACGAACACCAAGAAAACAGGAACACGAACCUCUACUAAAACUUCAGGCAAGAGUAGAAGCAGGAGCCGCAGCAGAAGUGAGGCUUCAACAUCUAAUGAACAGGAGACAAUAACUUACGAAAUAGGCGACGAUCAAGACACACCAGACGGUAGCCCAAGUCCCGGUGGAAACCCAGGUGGUAGCCCAACCCCAGGCGGUAGCCCAAGCCCAGGUGGAAACCCAGGUGGAAGCCCAACCCCUGGUGGAAACCCAGGUGGUAGCCCAACCCCAGGAGGAAGCCCAAGCCCUGGUGGAAACCCUGGUGGUAGCCCAAGCCCAGGAGGAAGCCCAAGUCCAGGAGGAAGCCCAAGCCCCGGUGGAAACCCAGGUGGUAGUCCAACCCCAGGAGGAAGCCCAAGCCCAGGUGGAAACCCAGGUGGUAGCCCAACCCCAGGUGGUAGCCCAAGCCCUGGUGGAAACCCAGGCGGUAGCCCAACCCCAGGUGGUAGCCCAAGCCCAGGAGGAAGCCCAAGCCCUGGUGGAAACCCAGGCGGUAGCCCUAGCCCCGGUGGAAACCCAGGUGGAAGCCCAAGCCCCGCAGGAAGUCCAGGUGGUAAUGGACCAACUCAACCAGGCAGUGGUGUUGUCCCUUGCGACGAUGAUGGCACACCAGGGCAAAUCGGACCGUUCCCGCCAGGCAGAGGAAAAGUAUGCAUCUGUUUCGAUUCGAUUUUCAAAAUGCCUAAAUACCUUAGACGGCUCAUACAAGCUUAAAAAAAAUCCGACAAAACGUACGACUAUAAUAUUUACGAAAUAUGUAUAAGAAAACUGAUAUAUCUAUGUGUUUUUGC
Papilio polytes (common Mormon) is the source of this 2744-nucleotide messenger RNA. It is a transcript of the gene pygo, whose product is annotated as collagen alpha-1(III) chain. The record is from RefSeq and is a predicted model, not a curated record. The coding region runs from base 367 to 2667 and encodes 766 amino acids. The transcript is spliced from 18 exons. NCBI's taxonomy places the organism in Eukaryota, Metazoa, Arthropoda, Insecta, Lepidoptera, Papilionidae.